ACAGCUUUCUGCCUCGGACUUUGAACAUAGGACAAGAUGAGAAUCUCUCACCUGGUAGGCCUCCUGUCCGUCGUGUCCGGCACCCUAGCCGCGACCUUCAAGUCCUGCACCGCCGCGCAAAUCGUCACCCUCGAAGCGGCCAUCGAGCGGGCGACGAACAAGUCGUUCGCGGCGAUUGAGCAUCUGGAAGAUAACCCCAACGGAAGCGAUGUUCAGACGACGUGGUACGGCAAGUUUAGCACCGACCGCUAUAAUCGCGUGUUGACGGCUUUCAAGAAAUUCGCGCCUGAUUUGGCUACGACGUUUUCGUACGAUUGCUCGUGUACAAGUACCGUUGUAUACGCGACUAUUGGCGGCACGUACGGCGACGUCAGAAUCUGCAGUGUGUAUUUCAACGAGGCGAUGCUUCCGCCUGCGGGGCGGCAUCGGAAUCAGUGGGAUACCAUCAUCCAUGAGGCGACGCACUUUCGAGAUGUGUUGGGAACAACGGACUAUGGGUAUGAUGUCGACUACUGCAAGCAGUUUGCCCUUGAAGACCCCGAGAAGGCGGUUAAGAACGCAGACAAUCACGCCCGCUUUGCUGUUGAGGUGCCGCCUUGGGGUCCCUAAUUGCAUAUGUCCGAGUCACCGCCAGGCCUGUCUAUGUUCACUCUCACACACGCGCGACAUAUGACCCUCCCACUCGUCUCGAUACCCUCUAUAGCCAAUAAAUUUGGUUGGUAUUAUCACCGACUCGUGUUUAGUGUAGUGGGCAAUGCCGGGUCGCCACCGAAG
Colletotrichum scovillei is the source of this 774-nucleotide messenger RNA. Its product is annotated as neutral protease. NCBI's taxonomy places the organism in Eukaryota, Fungi, Ascomycota, Sordariomycetes, Glomerellales, Glomerellaceae. Bases 37 to 609 code for a protein of 190 amino acids. The record is from RefSeq and is a predicted model, not a curated record. The transcript is spliced from 4 exons. Gene Ontology annotation, molecular function: metalloendopeptidase activity.